Triticum turgidum subsp. durum (durum wheat) is the source of this 1143-nucleotide messenger RNA. The record is from the annotation of a GenBank genome assembly. Lineage: Eukaryota; Viridiplantae; Streptophyta; Magnoliopsida; Poales; Poaceae.
AUGGUUGCGGCGAUGGAGGUGCGUCCACACCUCCUCCUCGUCCUUCUCUGCCUCCUCGGCGCCGGCGCCGGAUCAUGCGUGGCGCAGACUUUGCCGCCGGCGCCGGUGCCGCAGUCCGGGGCGGCGGCGGCGCCGAGGCCCACGCCGUUCGGGCGCACCAUGUCCACGGUCAUCACCGUCGCCAUCAGCGUCUUCUUCUUCCUGCUCUUCUUCUGCGCCUACAUCAACCAGUGCCGCCUCGCCGAGAACGCCGCGCCGCAGGGGGCGGCGGCCGCCGCGGCCGGGGCCGGGGCGUCCAGGCGGGGGAAGCGCGGGCUGGACCCGGCGGUGGUGGCCACGUUCCCGAUCAUGCAGUACAGGGAGAUCAAGGAGCACAAGAUCGGCAGGGGUGUGCUGGAGUGCGCCGUGUGCCUCACGGCGUUCGAGGAGGCCGACGACCUCCGGCUGCUGCCGCACUGCUCGCACGCCUUCCACCCCGAGUGCAUCGACCCCUGGCUCGAGGCGCGGAUCACGUGCCCGCUCUGCCGCGCCAACCUCGAGAAGCCGCCGCCGCCGCCGCAGCCGUCCGCCGUGGCGCCCCCGUCGCCCGAGCAGGUGGCGCGGCGUCAGCCCUCGCCUUCGCCGUCCCCGCCGCACGCCGUGGCGAUACCGGUUCGGGAGGAGGAGGAGGAGAGCGACGAGGAUGACCGGAAGGAGGAGGCGAUGGAGCUGGAGAUGCUGCGCAGCGAGCGGCGGGCGGCGAGGCUGCCGAGGUCGCACUCGACGGGCCAUUCGCUCUUCGCGGCGUCGGCCGCCGCCGCGGAGCGGAGCGACCACGAGAGGUUCACGCUGCGGCUGCCGCACCACGUGAGGGAGCAGGUGCUGAGGUCGCGCCGCCUGCGCCACGCCACCAGCCUGAUCGACUUCGCCGGAGCGAGUCCCGAGGGGAGCGUGCGCGGAGGCCGGCCCGCGGGCGGCGGCGGCAGCAGCCACGGCGGGCGGCGGUGGCAGGCGUUCCUGGCGAGGACGAUGUCGUGGGCCCGAGGGGGAGGCGACGGGUCGGUGCGGAAGGGGUGGGACGGGUCCACCCGGCGGGGAAGGGACGACGCCGAGUCGAGCAGAAAGGGGGCCGCUUCGCCGGCGCCGGCGCCGGCGCGGCCAUGA